This is a messenger RNA of Manacus vitellinus (golden-collared manakin), 3996 nucleotides long. RefSeq names its product adaptor related protein complex 1 subunit beta 1 (gene AP1B1). The coding region runs from base 255 to 3068 and encodes 937 amino acids. The transcript is spliced from 24 exons. Gene Ontology annotation, molecular function: clathrin binding. Gene Ontology annotation, cellular component: clathrin adaptor complex; membrane coat. Gene Ontology annotation, biological process: vesicle-mediated transport; intracellular protein transport. The record is from RefSeq and is a predicted model, not a curated record. NCBI's taxonomy places the organism in Eukaryota, Metazoa, Chordata, Aves, Passeriformes, Pipridae.
CUGCUCGGCUUUAAGUUUGCUUUCCAGGCACUUCUGCAGAGCAGGGCUGAGCGUGAGCCAGGUCCUGGAAGCAGAGGGACUGCAGUGAAUCCUCCUUCCUUCCUUCCUCCCUGUGUGGCAGGACGGGAUCUGCAGUGAGGUGCAGAGAGCUGCUGCAGCCCGGAGCUCCCGCUGUUCCCUGGAGAGCCACCGACUUAGCGGGAUAAAAAAGGCUCUCAGUCAAUCCCAGGGACCUGCUGCUGGCUGGGACCACCAUGACAGACUCCAAGUACUUCACCACCACCAAGAAAGGGGAGAUAUUUGAGCUGAAGGCUGAGCUGAACAGCGACAAGAAGGAGAAGAAGAAGGAGGCUGUGAAGAAGGUGAUCGCCUCCAUGACCGUGGGCAAGGACGUCAGCGCUCUCUUCCCGGACGUGGUGAACUGCAUGCAGACAGACAACCUGGAGCUGAAGAAGCUGGUCUACCUCUACCUGAUGAACUAUGCCAAGAGCCAGCCAGACAUGGCCAUCAUGGCAGUGAACACCUUUGUGAAGGACUGCGAGGACCCAAACCCGCUGAUCCGGGCUCUGGCCGUGCGGACCAUGGGCUGCAUCCGCGUGGAUAAAAUCACGGAGUACCUCUGUGAGCCCCUGCGGAAGUGCCUCAAGGACGAGGACCCCUACGUGCGCAAGACGGCCGCCGUCUGCGUGGCCAAGCUGCACGACAUCAACGCCCAGCUGGUGGAGGACCAGGGCUUCCUGGACACCCUGAAGGAUCUCAUCUCCGACUCCAACCCCAUGGUGGUGGCCAACGCGGUGGCGGCUCUGUCGGAAAUCGCCGAGUCCCACCCCAGCAGCAACCUCCUGGACCUCAACCCCCAGUCCAUCAACAAGCUGCUCACGGCCCUCAACGAGUGCACCGAGUGGGGCCAGAUCUUCAUCCUGGACUGCCUGGCCAACUACAUGCCCAAGGAUGACCGGGAAGCCCAGAGCAUCUGCGAGCGGGUGACGCCGCGCCUGUCCCACGCCAACUCCGCCGUGGUGCUCUCGGCCGUGAAGGUGCUGAUGAAGUUCAUGGAGAUGCUUUCCAAGGACCUGGAUUACUAUGGGACGCUCCUGAAGAAGCUGGCCCCGCCCCUGGUGACCCUGCUGUCCGCAGAGCCCGAGCUGCAGUACGUGGCUCUCCGCAACAUCAACCUCAUCGUGCAGAAGAGGCCUGAGAUCCUGAAGCACGAGAUGAAGGUGUUCUUUGUGAAGUACAACGACCCCAUCUACGUCAAACUGGAGAAACUGGACAUCAUGAUCCGCUUGGCCUCCCAGGCCAACAUAGCUCAGGUGCUGGCAGAGCUGAAGGAAUAUGCCACGGAGGUGGAUGUGGAUUUUGUGCGGAAGGCGGUGAGAGCCAUCGGCCGCUGUGCCAUCAAGGUGGAGGCCAUCGUGGUCAUCAAGGACAUCUUCCGCAAGUACCCCAACAAGUACGAGAGUGUCAUUGCCACCCUCUGUGAGAACCUGGACUCCCUGGAUGAGCCCGAGGCCAGGGCUGCCAUGAUCUGGAUCGUGGGGGAAUACGCCGAGCGCAUCGACAACGCCGACGAGCUGCUGGAGAGCUUCCUGGAGGGAUUCCAUGAUGAGAGCACCCAGGUUCAGCUCCAGCUGCUCACGGCCAUCGUGAAGCUGUUCCUGAAGAAGCCCACGGAGACCCAGGAGCUGGUGCAGCAGGUGCUCAGCCUGGCCACGCAGGACUCGGACAACCCCGACCUGCGGGACCGGGGCUACAUCUACUGGCGCCUGCUGUCCACGGACCCGGUGGCCGCCAAGGAGGUGGUGCUGGCCGAGAAGCCGCUCAUCUCGGAGGAGACGGACCUGAUCGAGCCCACGCUGCUGGACGAGCUCAUCUGCCACAUCGGCACGCUGGCCUCGGUGUACCACAAACCCCCCGGCGCCUUCGUGGAGGGCGGCAGGGGCGUCGUGCACAAGAGUUUGCCCCCGCGCACCGGAUCGAGCGAGAGCGCCGAGAGCCCGGACACGGCUCCCGCGGGGGUGCCGGCGGCGGAUCAGCCCUCGGUGAUCCCCACGCAGGGGGACCUGCUGGGGGACCUGCUCAACCUGGACCUGGGUCCCCCCGUGAGCGGGCCACCCGUGGCCACCUCCUCGGUGCAGAUGGGCGCCGUGGACCUCCUCGGGGGGGGCCUGGACAGCCUGAUGGGGGACGAGUCGGAAGGGCUGCGAAGCGAUGUGGGAGGCAGCCCUGCUAUGGGCGGUGGCAGCGGCGGCUUCGCUCCAGCUCCCGGCACCGCGGUGCCCUCAAACACGGGGGCACCCCUGGGCAGCGGCCUGGGGGACCUCUUCGACCUCACUGGCGGGGUGGGGACCCUCUCAGGAUCCUACGUGGCUCCCAAAACGGUCUGGCUCCCUGCCAUGAAAGCCAAGGGGCUGGAGAUCUCUGGCACCUUCAGCAGGCAGGUGGGCUCCAUCUCCAUGGACCUCGUGCUGACCAACAAAGCCCUGCAGGUCAUGUCCGACUUCGCCAUCCAGUUCAACCGCAACAGCUUUGGCCUGGCCCCAGCAGCUCCUCUCCAGGUCCACGCCCCGCUGGCCCCCAACCAGUCCGUGGAGAUCUCCCUCCCCCUGAACACCGUCGGCUCUGUCAUGAAGAUGGACCCCCUCAACAACCUCCAGGUCGCGGUGAAGAACAACAUCGACGUCUUCUACUUCAGCACCCUGUACCCCCUGCACAUCCUCUUCGUGGAGGACGGCAAGAUGGAGAGGCAGAUGUUCCUGGCCACUUGGAAGGACAUUCCCAACGAGAACGAGACCCAGUUCCAGAUCAAAGACUGUUCCCUCAACGCAGAUUCCGUGAGCAGCAAACUCCAAGGCAGCAACAUCUUCACCAUCGCCAAGAGGAACGUGGAGGGCCAGGACAUGCUCUACCAGUCCCUGAAGCUCACCAAUGGCAUCUGGGUGCUGGCAGAGCUCCGGAUCCAGCCCAGCAAUCCCAGUUUCACGGAUUUGGAGUUAUCCCUGAAAUGCCGAGCUCCAGAGGUGUCCCAGUACGUCUACCAGGCCUAUGAGACCAUCCUGAAGAACUGAGGUGCUGCUGCAGCCCUUCCUCCUCCUCCUCCUCCUCCUCCUCCUCCUCCUCCUCGGCUCCCCUUCCCGCCCGAGGCAGCGGGGCCGGAUCCAUGUGCAUGUCUCCUUUCCUUCCUGCCAAGGAAGCAGCCCCUGGGACUCUCCCCUUGCUGGUGGGGCUGGGGGGGCACAGGGGGGCAGAGGGGCUGCCCCCAGGCCCUGAUCCCUGUAGCAAUCCGUGUGUGAGCAAUGCCGUGUCCUCCUCGCUGGGGUCGCUCCCUCAGGAUUCCCUGUUUUCACCCUCUGGGAGCUGCUCUACCUGGGGAGGGGGGGGAGGACCAAAAACCCACUUCCCCACUCCCCCUGGGUCUCUUGGAGUGGUGUCUGGUGGUGGGUUCAGCAUUCCAAACCCUGGGAUAGCACCUGGGGGCUCUCUCCCAGCCCGGUUGGGGCCCUGAGUGCUGUGGGAUGGGGGGGCUCUGGCUGCUGAGCCCUGGAGCCCUGGGAUUUGGGGCUCAGUGCGCCUGGAGCAGGUGGAAAACAGUGUUGGCUCCUUUCCCCUCUCUCCUGCCUCUCCCUGGUUUUGACCCCUGGUUCAGCAGAGCCGUGGGUGAGCCCCCAGCCCUUCAGAGAGGGUCCCCUUCCCAUGGCAGCCCUUCCCAAAGCUCCCAAAGGGCUCAAGGAGCUCAAAUUCGAGGCUGUACUUAAUGUGCAGGUAAAAAAAAAAAAAAAAGGGCUUUUCCAGCCCCCUCCAGCCCCCCCUGUGGAGCUGGGAGGGCUCUGAGUGUCCCCUCAGCCCCUUCCCACCCCUCAGCUCCCUCUGGAUGGUUCCCUGGGGGUGACACUGCUCCUUCCCCUCCCAAAUCAAGCCAUGGGUCCCCCCUCCCUCGAAGCAGGAAAUCUCUAAUAUAUGGAAGAUAAAUCUAUUGUGUGUUCACUGGUUUGAGGU